GGUCCGACAUGCAAGUACACGAUUAUAUAAGUGCUGUAUUUUGCAGAGAAAUAUGGUCUGUGUACUUUAGUAAAAUAAUUGAUGAAGCGGUUCAUUAAAGGGCUCAGACAGUACGGCAAGAACUUCUUCAAGAUUCGGAAAGAGCUGCUACCCAACAAGGAAACGGGUGAGUUGAUAACCUUCUACUACUACUGGAAGAAGACUCCUGAGGCAGCGUCGUCCAGGGCCCACCGUAGACACCGUCGCCAGCCUGUGUUCCGACGCAUCAAGACACGCACCGCCUCAACCCCCGUCAACAUCCCAUCUGACCACCUCUCUCAGAGUUCUGUCAAGAUAGGACACUAA
Salvelinus sp. IW2-2015 is the source of this 345-nucleotide messenger RNA. Its product is annotated as arginine-glutamic acid dipeptide repeats protein-like. The record is from RefSeq and is a predicted model, not a curated record. Gene Ontology annotation, molecular function: transcription corepressor activity. Lineage: Eukaryota; Metazoa; Chordata; Actinopteri; Salmoniformes; Salmonidae. Gene Ontology annotation, cellular component: nucleus.